Fusarium falciforme is the source of this 1677-nucleotide messenger RNA. Its product is annotated as Acetamidase. Lineage: Eukaryota; Fungi; Ascomycota; Sordariomycetes; Hypocreales; Nectriaceae. The transcript has a single exon. Bases 1 to 1677 code for a protein of 558 amino acids. The record is from RefSeq and is a predicted model, not a curated record.
AUGUCUUUCAACCCGCUACCUAUUAUCCAGCCCAUCCCAGUUCCCUUGGGUCCUCCCAAGUACGAACUUCUGAGACGCUCUAUUCUCGAGGAAUUUGCAGCCAAAGUUCCUCCCCAUCUCCGUGUCCCUGAAACGUAUAUCGCGAAACCCCCGAAAAAUGUCACUUUCAUUCCUCGCGAGUGCGGUAUCUUAUCGCCGGAAGAGAUUGACAUCACGGAGAACUACGAUGCCACGGCACUUGCUUCUGCUAUCGCCUCAAAGAAGCUUAAGGCAGUUUCUGUUGCUACCGCAUUUGGAAAACGUGCCAUUCUUGCCCAUCAAGUCACCUGCUGCUUAACGGAGUGGUUUAUGGAUGAGGCUAUCCAGCAAGCCAAGGCCCUCGACGACUAUCUUGAGGCGACAGGCAAGACUGUCGGGCCGUUACAUGGUGUUCCGAUCAGUAUCAAGGAGCAUAUACCUCUAGCUGGACAUUGGUCUUGCGUGGGAUUCUUGGAUACACGGACGAAGGAUGAGGAGGAUUGCCAUAUGACGGCCAUCUUGCGACAGGCUGGGGCCGUCUUCUACUGCAAGACGGUACAACCUCAAUCCCUCAUGCAUCUCGAAUCCGACUCUAUUUAUGGUCGCGUCUUGAAUCCUCAUAAUAUCAACCUAUCGGCCGGCGGGUCUACAGGUGGAGAAGCAGCCUUGAUAGCCAUGCGAGGGUCGGUCUUGGGAGUCGGCACGGACAUCGGCGGGAGCAUCCGAGGGCCUUCUGGCUUUUGUGGCAUUUAUGGCUUCAAACCGAGCUCCUAUACUCUCCCUAUGAAGGAUUUCAUUGCUGGCGGAUUUGCCGCAGAGCUCAAUAUCCUCUGUUCUACGGGGCCCAUGGCCAACUCAUUGAGGGAUAUGGAUCUGUUCAUGUCAGUUGUAUCCUCUGCGCAACCUCAUUUGAAGGACCCUCGACUUGUUCCUAUCCCUUGGACCGGCCUUGAUACCACCAUGAAGGGCCCCCUGAAGAUUGGUAUUAUGGCAAGCGAUGGUGUUAUUUCUCCGCAGCCGCCUGUCACCAGGGCACUCAGCUGGGCCAGGUCCAAGCUGGAGAAUUCGAAUCAAUUCCAAGUGAAAACAUUCGAGCCUUAUCAAGUCGAAACAGCUAUGGGGAACAUCUCACUAACUUAUUGGCCUGACGGUGGCAAGGCAGUAAAGGCGCAUCUGGAGAAGACUGGGGAGCCCUGUUAUCCGCUCACAAAAUGGGUGAUUCGUGAGGCUGAAGGUCGUGAACUGACAGCGGAGGGAAUACUGCAACAGCGAGUAACUCGCGAUCAAUUUCGCUGCGAUUUCGCCGAGUACUGGGAGUCUCAGGAUGUGGAUGUUGUUCUUUGCCCUGUCUAUGUUGGCCCAGCUGCUAUCCAUGAGACGAGCUUUUUCUGGAACUAUACAGCCUUCUGGAACUACGUGGACUACCCCGGGCUUGUUUUCCCUACACAAAUCAAAGCUCAAGGGAAAGGGAUUGAGAGCUACCUAGCUAGCGAUAUUACUCCACUGAGCGACAACUGCAAAUUUGUCCGGCAUUUGUGGGCAAAUGGGGAUUAUGAGGGUGCGCCCAUUAAUUUGCAGCUGAUUGCCAGGAAGUACUACGACAGCGAUCUCUUUGCAGCUCUGGGUGCGAUUAAAGGAGCGCUCGAGCUGGAAGGCUGA